Molecule: messenger RNA, 4431 nt
Organism: Homo sapiens (human)
Lineage: Eukaryota; Metazoa; Chordata; Mammalia; Primates; Hominidae
Gene: RILPL1
Product: Rab interacting lysosomal protein like 1
Exons: 8
Coding region: 1189-1947 (252 amino acids)
Biological process (GO): epithelial cell morphogenesis; protein transport from ciliary membrane to plasma membrane
Cellular component (GO): membrane; cytosol; cilium
Molecular function (GO): protein dimerization activity
Source: RefSeq, marked validated
GGUUUCGCCAUGUUGGCCAGGCUGGUCAUGGACUUCUGACCUCAAGUGAUCCGCCUGCCUUGGCCUCCCAAGUGCUGGGAUUCCAGGCGUGAGCCACCACGCCCUGCCACUAUCAAUCUUAGAACAUUUUCAUCACCCCCCAAAAGAAACUCCGUACCUAUUCCCAGUCAUUCCUCGUCUCCCCUCUAGCACUCUGGCUCUAGACAACCACCCGUCUGCUUCCUAUCUCUAUGGAUUUGCCAAUAUUAGACAUUUUGUAAAACUGAUCAUAUAACAUGUGACCUUUUGUGUCUGGCUUCUUUCCAUAAUGUUUUCAGGGUCCACCUAUGUUGUAGCAUAUGUCAGGCUUUCAUUCCUUUUCAUGGCCGAAUAAUGUUCCAUUGUAUGGAUGUGCCAUGUUUAUUUACCCAUUCAUCAGCUGAUGGACACUUGGCUCCUUUUGGGUACUGGGAAUAAUGCUGCGAGGAACAUUCACCUGCACGCGUUUUCAUGUGGACAUUGUGUUCAUACCUCUUGAGCCGAUCCAAGGACUGGAGUUGCUGGGUCCUAUGGUAACUCUGUGUUAAUGUUUUUGCGAAACUGCCAGAGUGUUUUCCAAAAUGUCCGCAGCAUUUUCCAUUCCCACCAGCAGUGUAGGAGGGUUCCAGUUUCUUCCUAUCCUUGUCAGCACUUGUUAUUGGCUAUUUCUUUGACUGCAGCCACCCACAAAAUAACUUUAAUAGACUGAUUUUAUUUAUCCUCACAUUCACUUCGUGAGCCUUUGUUUUGGUUCCACCACUGAGGGAAACUGAGGCUCAGGGUGAUCGAGUCAGUGGUUGAAGACCCCAUGGAGAGAUACCUGGAUCAGAUACCUAAGGAACGCUGGGGCAGGGGGCCCCGUCUGCCUCGGCAUCCCCAGGAUUCUCGAGGCCUCUGGCUCCCUUGGAGAAAGGAGCUGGAGCUGGUGGAGGAUGUGUGGCGAGGGGAGGCGCAGGACCUCCUCUCCCAGAUCGCCCAGCUGCAGGAGGAGAACAAGCAGCUCAUGACCAACCUCUCCCACAAGGAUGUCAAUUUCUCAGAGGAGGAGUUCCAGAAGCAUGAAGGUCUCUGUCUUCAACGCUGGAGUGCAGUGGCGCAAUUAUAGUUCACCAUAGCCUCAACCUCCCAGGCUCAAAAGAUUCUCCCACCUCAGUCUUCUAAGUAGCUGGGAUGACAGGCAUGUCAGAGCGGGAGCGACAGGUGAUGAAGAAGCUGAAGGAGGUGGUGGACAAACAACGCGACGAGAUCCGCGCCAAGGACAGGGAGCUGGGCCUGAAAAAUGAGGACGUUGAGGCUUUACAGCAGCAGCAGACACGGCUGAUGAAGAUCAACCAUGACCUUCGGCACCGGGUCACGGUGGUGGAGGCCCAGGGGAAAGCCCUGAUCGAACAGAAGGUGGAGCUGGAGGCAGACCUGCAGACCAAGGAGCAGGAGAUGGGCAGCCUGCGAGCAGAGCUGGGGAAGUUGCGAGAGAGGCUGCAGGGGGAGCACAGCCAGAAUGGGGAGGAGGAGCCUGAGACGGAGCCGGUGGGAGAGGAGAGCAUCUCCGACGCAGAGAAGGUGGCCAUGGAUCUCAAGGACCCCAACCGCCCCCGGUUCACCCUGCAGGAGCUGCGGGACGUGCUGCACGAGAGGAACGAGCUCAAGUCCAAGGUGUUCUUGCUGCAGGAGGAGCUGGCUUACUAUAAGAGUGAAGAAAUGGAAGAGGAAAACCGAAUACCCCAACCCCCACCCAUCGCCCACCCGAGGACGUCCCCCCAGCCGGAGUCGGGCAUCAAGCGACUGUUUAGCUUCUUCUCCCGAGAUAAGAAGCGCCUGGCCAACACACAGAGAAACGUGCACAUCCAGGAGUCCUUUGGACAGUGGGCAAACACCCACCGCGAUGACGGUUACACAGAGCAAGGACAGGAAGCCCUGCAGCAUCUGUGACCUUGGCCCAUCUCCACCCUCCAACCUGGACUGCCCGCCACCAGCGCCUGCAACCGAACUGCAGCCCAGGGGUCAUUGCUGCCUCAAGCCUCUCGGUGCAGAUGCACCCUGAAAACUGACCCCUCAAACAGACUGUCUGAUUUGAGGAUGGACAUUGAAAAACUGACGCCAAACUCUAAAGAAAUGUUUAUUUAUACCCAGGGCUAUCACUGUUUCUAAUAGAUGACUCUGAUCCCGUAGGAUAUAUAUUUAAUAAUCCCACAAACGGAGGCCAGACUUCUGCGUUAACUUCAGUAACACAAGCUUCUUUAAGCCAAAUACAUCACUUGCCACUAUCAUUGCUGUUUGACUUGCUUUGUAUAAAAUGCUAUGUGUAGAGGUUUUAUUAUCACAGGUGACAUAGUUCAGCAGGAGGCAUGGAAGGGCUAGAUCUUCAUUAGUUACAUUCAUGAAAUUGUGAUGGUAACGUAUUAUACAGAAUGUAUCCAUCAGGCAGACAAGGGGUCUGAAGUCACAGGCUCAGUAGCCCAACUCAGACACAAAGCCACAGACAAUAUGGAUGAUGGUCCUCUUACCCAGAAACUGGAGACAACUUUGCAGGCACCCUGGCUGCGUUCCUGAUAAUGCCUAGAGCAUGUAGCAAUGUUCAAGGCAGGUGCCUUGGAAUCUGCUGUGAGUUAUGCAGUACUAACCAAACAAAGUUGCUAAGGAUGAGAUGUUGCAACAUUUCUUGUGUGCACUUUUUUUUCCUGACAUCUUUUUUUCCUUUUAGGAUUCAUUAAGUCAUAUACUUAGUCCCCUGCAAAGAAGAAGACAGAUGUCCCAGAGCAGACUGAAAGCGGGGCGUGGGAUCCUAGGCAAUGCAGGAGGGCAGGUGGGGGAGCUGUAGCAGAACAAGGGUGCUAGGUGGGAAGCUGGCUUGGGGACCACACGUCUGGCUGACUCACAGGGCUAUAGCAGCAGACAGAGAGCCAGAUGCUCUACUGCAACUGGUGAGUUGGAGGCUUGCCCACAUAACACUGUCUUUCUCUCCACCCGCCAAGCAUCCAGGGCACAGGGCUGGUUGCUCACAGAUUGAGCGAGGUAGCACCUCCUACCAGCACUCAAGUUUAUCAGGGCCGCGUUCUAAACAUUCUACUGAAGUUUGCUAAGAAACCAUUAGGUGAGGCUGGGCACAGUGGCUCACGCCUGCUAUCCCAGCACUUUGGGAGGCCGAGGCAGGUGGGUCACUUGAGGUCCGGAGUUCGAGACCAGCUUGGCCAACACGGUGAAACCCCAUCUCUACAAAAAUACAAAAAAAUUAGCCAGGCGAGGUGGUGCAUGCCUAUAAUCCCAGCUGCUCAGGAGGCCGAGACAGGAGAAUUCCUUGAACCUAGGAGGCAGAGGUUGCAGUGAGCCUAGAUCGUGCCAUUGCACUCCAGCCUGGGCGACAGAGUGAGACUUCAUCUAAAAAAAAAAAAAAAAAGAAAGAAAGAAACCAUCAGGUGAAUUUGCAGAAUCUAGAAUGGACUCUGCUUCCAGAUUGCCGAAAAAAAGAAAUGAUCAGACAGGGUAAUUAUUGCUGCGUUAGAGCAGUGUUUCUCAAACCUGAGUGCCCAUUAGAAUUAUUAGAAUUUAUUCUCAAAGAGUAUAGAAGCAGGUAUACUGAUGAAUUUCUCUCCCACCCCUGGCCACCUUUGUUGCCCUUCCAACAGGUAACCAAAAUUGCCAGUUUCUUGGUUAUCUUUCCUAAACACUAAAUGUCUCUCUUUUUUUUGAGAUAGUCUUGCUCUAUUGCCCAAGCCAAAGUAUAGUGGCACCAUCUCUGCUCACUGCAACUUCCGCCUCUUGAGUUCAAGCAAUUCUCAUGCCUGAGCCUCCCAAGUAGCUGGGACUACAUGUGUGUGCCACCAUACCUGACUAAUUUUUGUAUUUUUAGUAAAGACGGGGUUUCACCAUGUUGGCCAGGCUGGUCUCGAGGUCUCGAACUCCUGACCUCAAGUGAUUCACCUGCCUUGGCCUCUCAAAGUGCUGGGAUUACAGGUGUGAGCCACUGUGGCUGGCCUUUUUUUUUUUUUUUUUUUUGGACACAGGGUCUCACUCUGUCACCUAGGCUGGAGUACAGUGGCACUAUCAUAGCUCAUUGCAGCUAUGAACCCCUGGGCUCAAGCAAUCCUCCCACCUCAGCCUCCCAAGUAGCUGGUACUACUGAUGUGCACCACCAUGCCCAGCUAAUUAUUUUUUGUAGAGACCAGGUCUUACUUUGUUGCCUAAGCUGGUCUCAAACUCCUGGGCUCAAGUGAUCCUCACACCCCAGCCUCCCAAAGUGCUGGGAAUUCAGGUGUGAGCCACCGUGCCUGGCCAAAUGUCACUUUUUUGAUAAGUCAGCAGAUCCAGCUCUUGAGCACAUCAGAGGCUAGAUAAUCGGGACAGAAAGGAAAAAUCAAUCCAUCAGAAAGUUUAUACAUGCAAUUAUGUAAAAUAAAAUCAAGAACAAAAAGCAUA